CUUUGAUCAGCAUUUGGCCAUCUUUUCACCAAUUUCGGCACUUGAAUUCGAUAUGAAUUCGAAAUGGAUGCCGUUGCUGAAGCUGGUGUCGUUGCCCAUUCCACGGGCGUAAUUAUGUCAAUCUCUAGAGCUAUCUGUGGUCUGUCUUCUUGAUUAUACUUUUGAGUGUGUCUGUAUCUGUGUGUGUGUGUGAUGGCGUGUGUGUGUGAUGGCACCGGCUCUGUGUGAGCGGAUGUCUAGAAUGAUUCUUUAGUCGGUUGGCAGAGUUUCGUGGUUUCGUUUCAUCUGUUUUGUUUUCUAAUUUUUUUAAUUUUAUUUCAUUUUUUUCUGUUUUGUGUGUUUGUUUGUUUCCCACUGCCCUCUGCUCGAGCCGACUGAGUUCUCGGGAGCUUUUUGCAUAAAAACCUAGCGGCGUCCACCGAUUCUGUACAGUUCUUUGGAACUUUGCUUACAAUUAAGUAGGACAAUACACAGCGCAGCGCCACGCACAGAUUCUCCAGACAGGAUCACAACUAGUAAGCCAUGUCCAAGCUAAGCGCCCUACUCGUGCUCAGCUGCCUGUUGGCCCUGGCCUUGGCUCUGCCGGAACCACGCCUACAACAGAGACAGCUGCGCCAGCAGCUGCAGCAGAAGCAUCCGUACCUGUUCUUUACAGUGCCACGCGGACGCGCCAAUGCUGGUGCCGUGGUACAGGGCUUUGAGGUUGUGGAGGAACCCGAAGAUCUGGACAAUGAUGACGAUGACGACGCUGAGUCGGACAUCCCGGUGAGGCGCCUGCAGCACAAUGCUGACGAUGACCUUAAUGAUGAUGAUGACGAUGACGACCUGUCCGACGAUGAUGAUGAUGAUGUUGAUGAGCUGCCAGCAAAGCGUGGCGUCAGCUUCGCGCGCAAUGGCCACCUUGUGCUGCUCAAUGGCGGCGACAAUUUUGACAACGAUGUCGACGACGAGCAGGACGCUGACGAGGACACACACUUGCCCGUGGUGUUGGCCAAGUCGGGCCUGGGCCGCAAGUCGCCCGCUGUCAGCGGCCAGCAGCUGCUGAAGAACGCCAAGCCCACGCAGAUGAUGGUCGCCAGAGAUCAGGCUGGCGCCAUCAUGGUGCCCGACGGCAUCAUUGAGAUCGAGGGCCAGAGCGUCGUCGACGAGAAGACAGGCAAGGCAGCGCUGCUGGUGCCGCGCGCCGCCCUCGAUGCCAUACCCGACGGCGCCGUUGUCGCUCUGAUGGAGCGCUCUGCCGGCGAAUCUGAUGUCGGGGAGGAGCGCGCCAAUCGUGUCAUCGUGCGACGCCGCAAGACCGGUGGACGCCGUAAUGUCCAGCGUCGUCGUCGUGGCGGCCGUCCAGUGCGUCGUCGCAGCGGUGUGCGCCGCCGUGGCGCCGGCCCCAAUCGUCGUCGCAAUGUACGUGUCAUUCGCCCCAGCGGCAACCGCCGACGUGCCGGCGUCCAACGUCGCCGUGGUGGCCAGGUUAUGCUGCAGGGCUAAGCUGGACCAGACCAGAAAUAACUUUCUAGUAUUAUAGUUAAGAGCCAAACAGGACCAUAAAAGUGCGACAAUU
This is a messenger RNA of Drosophila novamexicana, 1558 nucleotides long. RefSeq lists its product as uncharacterized. The transcript has 2 exons. The record is from RefSeq and is a predicted model, not a curated record. Lineage: Eukaryota; Metazoa; Arthropoda; Insecta; Diptera; Drosophilidae. The coding region runs from base 523 to 1485 and encodes 320 amino acids.